GGCGCCGCUGCCUGCUGCUCCUUCCCUGCUGCUCCUUCCCUCUUCCCAGCUCCUUCCCUGCUCCCUGCCUGCUGCGGGCCCGCGGGAGCUGAGCGGUUUCCACCAUAUUCUCAUCAGACACUGCAAUGGGCCCUUCCCAGCUCGGCCUCAAGAUGUUGGUAUAGCACCAGGCAGCUGCCAUCCAGAGGGCUUGCGGUGGGACAUCGCUUCCCACUGGGACACCCUUCACUCCCACUCCCUCAGCAGAAGUGAUGGAUGCCCACGUGGACCUCCUGACAGAGCUGCAGCUGCUGGAUAAGGUGCCCACGCUGGAGAGGCUGCGGGCAGCCCAGAAGCGCCGGGCCCAGCAGCUGAAGAAAUGGGCACAGUACGAGAAGGAGAUGCAGCACAAGAAGAGGAAGCACGAAAAGAAGAGAAAUGCUGUUAACAGGAAGAAAGUGUCUUUUGAAGCCAGCGUUGCUCUGCUGGAGGCUUCUCUGAGGAACGACUUGGAGGAAGUGUGUUACUUGCUGAAGAGCAAUGUCAGCCCAGAUCUGUGCAAUGAGGAUGGAUUAACUGCACUGCAUCAGUGCUGCAUAGACAACUAUGAAGAGAUAGUCAAGCUUCUCCUCAACCACGGGGCCAAUGUCAAUGCGAAGGACAAUGAGCUGUGGACUCCAUUGCAUGCGGCAGCUACAUGUGGUCAUAUCAACUUGGUGAAGAUCCUCAUCCAACAUGGAGCAGACCUGUUGGCAGUAAAUGCAGAUGGCAACAUGCCAUAUGACCUCUGUGAAGAUGAGCCAACUCUGGACGUCAUUGAGACUUGCAUGGCCUAUCAAGGAAUUACACAGGAAAGGAUCAAUGAGAUGAGGGCUGCUCCAGAGCAGAUAAUGAUCUGUGACAUUCAUGACAUUCUUGCAACUGGACAAGACCUGAACAGGACUGAUGCCCAAGGUGCUACACUGUUGCAUAUAGCUGCAGCCAAUGGUUAUCUGCAUGCAGCUGAAGUCCUUCUUGACCAGGGGGCAAGCCUGGAUGUGAAGGACUGGGAUGGCUGGGAACCUCUUCAUGCUGCUGCUUUCUGGGGGCAGAUGCAGAUGGCUGAGUUGCUUGUGUCCCACGGGGCUAGUCUGAGUGCCAGGACAUCUUUGGAUGAGAUGCCAAUAGAUCUGUGUGACGAGGAGGAGUUCAAGGUAUUGCUUCUGGAGUUGAAACACAAACACGAUGUGAUCAUGAAGUCUCAGAUGAGGCAUAAAUCCUCCUUGAGUAGAAGGACCUCCAGCACUGGCAGCAGGGGGAAGGUGGUGAGGAGGGCCAGCCUUUCGGACAGAACAAACCUCUACAGGAAGGAGUGUGAGAAAGAGGCCAUUGUCUGGCAGCAACUGGGGGCUGCAGAAGAAGGAAGAAAUUCAGGUCUCAUUGGAGAAAUCGCGGAGACACGGUCUGACCAGGAGAAUACAGACCCUAAUUCAGUACUGGAGAACUCUUCCCUCCUUCCAGAGUUGGCAAACAAAAGCACCCAGUGUGACUCUGAAAUCCCCCUCCAGAAUGGACUCAUGGCAUCUGCCAGCACUUACCCCUACACCUUUUCCAACGGGGACAUCUGGAGCAUGCAGGCUGACCCUGAGAGCAAUCCAGGCCACGUGCUGCCCUACAGCAACCCCGGGCUCCCUGACACGCAGCAGUUCUGGGGUACCUACAAGGAGCACAACCACCAAACGCUGUCGGAACUGAAGCGGCAACGGGCUGCAGCCAAACUCCUCAACCACCCCUUCCUCAGCACCCACUUCAGCAGCGGCAUGGGAGGAGUUGCUGAGAACGGGGGUGAGGCCAAGUCCCAGCUAAUUGCAUCCAGGACUUCUCCCUACAGCUCCAAUGGGACCUCAGUGUAUUACACAGUGUCCAGUGGUGAUCCUCCCCUCUUGAAAUUCAAAGCUCCCAUGGAGGAAAUGGAAGAGAAGGUGCACGGGUGCUGCAGGAUUUCCUAGUCUCAUCUGUUUCUCACCCCAGAGGAAACAAGACGAGCGUGGGCUGGUUGGAUCCACAGCAGGGGCCAGGUUGUUUGCAUUCCAAAGGGAGAAUCUGGUUAUGGACAUCCUGACUGCAGUAGCCACGUUCAUCUUGAACUGUACUUUACCCUGCCAUUUACUUCCAUUGCAGCUGAACGAGUGAUGCAGGUGGAGCAAGGCUCCCCAGGAGAGGAAGGGAUGCACAGAGGGAUGAUGUAAAAAGAGUCGCCUUAGCCUUGCUCCCUGGGGAAGAAGGUAUGGAGCACUGCCUCCCCAUCCUUGGGAAGUCAUGAGAUGCCUUGCAAUGAAGUAAGGAUCUGAAUGAAAAUCUUUGCAUCUGAGCCUCUUGCUGUAAGUCACUAAGCUUCAGGAAGGUGACAGUUCAGACCUAAAUUUUCACUCGUGUGCAAUGCACACAUCCUGGAGGAGAGAUCCACCUGCAGGUGGGGGGUUGCAAAAGUGGACAGAGCUGUUUUCCAUGCAGCUGGAUCCAGCGCUAACAGGGUCUGAGCAACAAGCAAGCGUAGGUGCUGUGCUUGCUUUAGGAAGUUUGCAAGGUGUUAUCUCCUUGCAGUGACAGCUCACCAUCACAAACUGCACUGGCUGGGUCCUGUUCUGCUCACCUAGGCUCAUCCCUGCAGACUGCCAUCAGGCUCCAAGCAGAACUUUUCCUGGAACAGGCUUCACUCAACAGGCUUAAAACUGAUGUUGCAAUACGGGGCCCUGGCAAUAGAACUUCAAUGCAAUAAAAUACUGACAAAGGUCUAUAUUGGGAUAAGUAAUUUAAAACCCUUAUUUGUACUAUUUAGACUCCUCAUUUGUUAAACCUGAAAAGACUUUUGCUGAUCUCACUUUCUUACUGAUGCUGUUUGUUCACUCUGUAUGCUCACCACAGAUACUACAGGCAGAAUGCUUUGCAUUCUGAUUUUUCUGGAUUUCCAGAACCACAGGGCUUGGGAGGGAUGAGGAGGAAAGGUUUGCUGACACAAGUCUAGAAACAUCAUGAAAUUGUUUCAAAUCUCCCUAGAUGUUAUGUUAACACUUAUGUUAACCUGCAGUCUUUGGCUGACCAAGUGUUAAAGCCUUGCUUUGGUAGUUGAACAUUGCAGCAGGGCAGGAGAUUGGGGUUUUUUUAGUCUGGUUUUCCAGCUGCCAUGCUGAAGUCAUCAGCAGUGAUCAGACUUCAAUGCCUCCGUGUACAAGGGAGUUGCCUAGGGCUGUGCAGUACCUAGGAAAGCCUCUCUGCUGCAGGGCAGCUGGCAAACCAGCACCAGUGUUUCUCUGUAGUCCGUGUUGGCUCUGACAAACUACCUGAGAAACACCAGCACAGUGUAACCUGGGGUUUUGGCAUUGGCUCUUGAGCAAGUGGAGGCUCUGCAUACCUGGGGGAGGCAAGAAUGAGAGACAGCUCUGAGGAACUGGCCACAGUUGAGAUAAACUGUACCUACAGAAGUAACUGUAAACCCUCAACCCUUUUUCUACACAGAGAGGCUAUUGCACAUGUAACUAUUUGCCUGCAUUAAUAUGUGUCUUCUUGAACAGCUUAAAUUCCAAACUCUGAAAACAUAAGCCUAUUUGGGUCUCUCUAAGCCAUCAAUGGAUUAAAUCCAGCUCACGUAGUUGCUUCAGCCUCACAACAGCAAAUGCAGCUUCCACCCAUCUUCCUCUUAGCUGAUGGCUGUUAAACAACAUCACUCUUUGCAACUACACUUCCCUGUGGGAAUCCUCAAAACGUUUUUUUCCAGGCUAUAAAAAGCUGUCUUAGGCUGCCAGUGACUGUUAAGUGCUACCCUUUGCUCCCAGCCUAUGGCUGGGGCUGGGUAUUUUAUGGUGCAGGGCUCUGAGCUCCUCAUUCUCAGCUCCUUAGGGCAGCAGAGGUGGCUGCAUGAACACCACAACCAUGCCAUGCAGGGAACAUUUUUAGACCUGUGAGGGUACUACCAGACUGACAAUUUACCCUCUUUAGCUCUGAAGACACCAUUCUCUGCACUCACCAGUUUCAGAAGCAAUUUAGAAAAUGGUAGCAGAUGAUCUGAUUUUUUAAACACCUUAGUUCAGUCAAAAGCAGGAGAUUAUUUUGUAUGUUUUGAAACAUUCCAAGAAGUUUGGCUUCCCCCAUUAUUGAAACACAUGCUAAAUGCAAGACUGCUUGUGCUUGACUUAAACUUAGGGGAUCUUAAAAGUCAUGCUCUAGUAGAAAGAAGUAACCAAACAGGCUUUACCACAUCAGUGUGUGGUUAACAGUGGGUCUUCUGAUUACCUUGAGAAAAUGAUUCUGAGCUGUUGCCAAGUGUAGCCUGGUUUUGACUGGACAGGGGGAGAUGAUCAUCAGAUGCCCCUCUUCCCCUGUAGUGCUGGGGGCUGUCUCUCCACAUCCAUCCUAAUGAGAAUACUAAACUCUGUGUAACAAAUAUUGGUGCCACUAUCUUCUUGGUGGUGUAAAAUUUGGGCCCAGCUGAGAGCUUCCCUCUCAGGGAAGAAGCUGGGCCCUUUUCCUUCUCAGAGCACUUCAAAUCCAAGCAGAUGGAAAGGAAACCUUUGAAUGCAAUAAGGUUAAGUAGUUUGAGGCUUGCUUUUAUUGAGAGUUGUUAAUACAUUCAAACUUCAGGAAGCCAAUCCAUUUUAGACAAAAAGCUUUUUGUCCAUUGAUAUUUCCCUCUGUUUAUAUAUAAAACUCCAGGAACACAUCACUCUAGCUGUCCUGUUGAGCAAAUCACCAAUUGAUUUACUAUCAGGCAAAAGAUAUUACAAAUUCUGCAUUACAAAACCACCCCCUUAAUUUGACUUAGUAUUGAAAUUGCAAAACUGGCUGUAAUCGAGCUCUUCUGGCUUUAUCAAACUGGCUCAGCAAAGUCUAGUGCUGUCUGAUCAAAUGUAAUCAAUCCUUAUUGAGAUGAGAGAGUCAGUAAUCAAAGAGUCAAUUCCAUGAUAUGUUCCACAGCCAUGCCAAGUGUUUAUCUCCCACUGGCUUUGGGCUGAAGCUGUAUCAAAGUGGGACUUGUGAAGGCUGUUGAAGAGUGACCUAGAAUGGAUUGAAGAAUCCUGCUUAUGUGCUGGUGACAUUCUGCAUAUAAAGGGCACUGCUCAGGGAAGGGGCUGGCAAUUGGUGCUGCAUGCAGAGCUGUUGGUUGUAGGUCUGGGACCAGAAAUUCUGUAAACUGGAUAUUUAACCUGCUUCUGGUAAACUAUUUUAUAGAGACAAACAGGUUUUGGGGCAAUUAAUGAACACACAGAUACUCUUACAUGUGCACUGUAGGAGCCUACCUCCAGGAAUAGGGGUUUUUGUUAUAAGGUUACAGCAAUAGUGGGGUUUUUAUAUCUGUGUGCUUUAAAGACCAUCCCACUGGAAAGCUCUGAGGUACACAGCAGAAGGCACUUGGUUUCAUUGGAUAUGAAUAUUGCUAAAAAGCUGUAGAAACUAGAAAUCAUGUUGUGAUCAGCAUAUCUAGCACUUGGCUUAAUAGAGGAGGAUUUGGGGUUUUGGAGUUAUACUUCUGUUUUAAGGCUCAACGAACAUCUAAGUACAGAUUCAAGGUCACUUUAGAGUCCCCCUUUUGUUAACAGUGAGCCAAAGGUUGUAGCUGUUCAUGCAGACCACAGAAAGAUUUGAGAACAUGGACCUAUUGAUGGGUCUGUUGUGGGCAGAGUGGCACAUGAGAAUAACCCUUCUGCUUGCAAAGUCCUCCUGUCUGCUGAAGUGAUACUGUUCCUAGCAAACAGGAUGAGGGGAUCUCUACUUUCCAUGUUGAAAAACUUUUUUUAGAUGGGGAAAAAAAAAAAAAAAGGUGUCUCAGAAUAGUGUCUCAGCUUUACUGAGCUCAACCUAGAAGGUCUCAGCAAUGAAAUGUUGGAUAAGGGCUUAAAAACCAUUGCUGGGACCUGUUUGAUGUCAGGCCUGCAUCUGUGUUUCACAUACCAAGUGAUGUGAUUUUAGCCCACUUAGUCUCACUUCUGUGGUGCUCCUGACUCUUAAAACACUCCCAGUUUUUGGAAGAACUGACUCUAGCUGAUGUGAUUCUGUACCAUCUUACAGGUGUGGUUGGAGAACCAUGUGGAUGAGAAACUCCUGGUAGGGAAGAAGAGCAUGGCAGGGCAAUAGCAAUAAUAAAUCAGGACAAUACUCAGCAGAGGCAGUGGAUUCUCCAGUUUAUUGAGCAGGGUCUUAUUUCAUGGGUUUGGAAGCCCUUACAAGCUCCCAAAUGGCAUUACAACUUCUGUUUAGUGCCCUUCCCCUUUAAUAUUGAAAUUCUGUUUACCCAAAUCUUCCCUGCUGAAACUAAACCAGCGAUAGCAUGACGGAGGAAUAUCUUAACUGGGAAAGCAAUAGCACUGGUCUCCAGUGAGCCAUAGAUGAACUGUUGUCCAUGUCCUGGAAGGAGUUCUCACUACGUCUGGGUAUUUCUGUGCCUUAUCAUACUUGCUAAAGGUAACUUGCUCUCUGUAAGUUCUGUGGUGACUAUACAGUGCUGUUCUUUAACUUGGAGAUGAUUUUCCAAGGGGGUAACAGUUCAGAGCCUCCCAGAUUUCGAAGUUUUUAUUUGCUCUUUCGGUUUCUCUCAUGAUCACCGGUUCCUCUCUUCCUAAACACAGAAAGGAAAUUAACAGGGUCUUCAUCCUAAUUGACUAAAUCACGCUGACCUACUUUGUUAUUGCAGAAUCUGGAACACGCUUGUAGCAGAAAGGUCUCUUAGUACAGAACACAGCUCGUAUUUACAUUUUUGUUUUGUUUUGGCUGUGGAACAGAGUUUGUUGGCUCUGGUUGUUCCGCUUUACUCUGCUGUUCUCAUGUUAGCCAAACUAAUAAUGGACUUCUCAGUUCCACCUCACAAUUAGAACAGUGUUCUUCAGGCAACAUCCGAUGUGGUGAAAUUACAACCCUGAAUAUUUCGCUGUAUUUCAACCACUGAAGCUGUAGUAGUGGAGAUCCUGCUCAAGAUACCUGCUCCCAAACCUACACCAGUGCAAUUAUCUCCACCCGCAGCUGGAGGGGAGCCUUAGUAUUGUCACCUCUGCAUCUUCAGCCUAUAGAUUGCAGUGUGGGACUGGUGUCAGUACCCCUGGUACAGCUCAGUGUGACUGCUGCAUGGAAAGGUUCCUAACAAACCCUGGCAAGCCUUCUGCAAUAACUCGUCAUCCCAUCCAUCAGUAGUAAACGAUGUACAAACACAACCUGAUGAAACCUAUUUUAUGUAAAAUAAAUAAUGUAAGGACUGUAUAUUGUAUUAGCAGCUUUGUGUAUAAAAUGGCAUUUUGGCAAUCAGAGUCUAAUAUAUUUAAUUUUUUUUUUUUUUUUAAAAAAGAGGAUAUUUGAUAUUGUAUGGGACUGACUUUAUUGCUAUUGUAAGGAUGAAAAGAUGGUUUCUUAACAUGUUGAAGCAAUGCAUCAAACCUUAAAUUCUAUGUAAAACUCAUGCCAAAAGGGUAUGUCUGACAGUAUUAGCACCUGACUCAGUGUCUUUAAUAGAGAGAUUGAAUUUUUUAAUUUAAAAAUUAUAUUAAAUUUCUUUU
This is a messenger RNA of Apus apus (common swift), 7496 nucleotides long. RefSeq names its product protein phosphatase 1 regulatory subunit 16B (gene PPP1R16B). The transcript has 11 exons. Gene Ontology annotation, biological process: regulation of sprouting angiogenesis; establishment of endothelial barrier. The record is from RefSeq and is a predicted model, not a curated record. Bases 252 to 1967 code for a protein of 571 amino acids. Gene Ontology annotation, cellular component: cytoplasm. NCBI's taxonomy places the organism in Eukaryota, Metazoa, Chordata, Aves, Apodiformes, Apodidae. Gene Ontology annotation, molecular function: enzyme inhibitor activity; protein phosphatase regulator activity; protein binding.